This is a messenger RNA of Aspergillus affinis, 2085 nucleotides long. RefSeq lists its product as uncharacterized. The record is from RefSeq and is a predicted model, not a curated record. The coding region runs from base 1 to 2085 and encodes 694 amino acids. NCBI's taxonomy places the organism in Eukaryota, Fungi, Ascomycota, Eurotiomycetes, Eurotiales, Aspergillaceae. The transcript has 2 exons.
AUGAUACAGAACGUUCAUGAUGUUUCCACUGCAAUUGAGAUCUUGAUUCGCUUUAUACGUUUUUAUGACAAGGUGGUUGCAGAAAAUAUCAGCCUUUUGCUGAAUCCAAUUACGCGCGGUGAUAUUAACGGUGGAUUACUGGUACUCAAGAAGCGUUUGUGUCAAGCAACUGACCAAGCAGCGGCCAACGAAGAGACGGCCAACGAAGAGACCACCAACGAAGAGACCAUCAACGAAGAGACCACCAAAGAGACCACUAACGAAGAGACCACCAACGAAGAGACCAUCAACGAAGAGACCACCAAAGAGACCACUAACGAAGAGACCAUCAACGAAGAGACCACCAACGAAGAGACCACCAACGAAGAGACCAUCAACGAAGAGACCACCAACGAAGAGACCAUCAACGAAGAGACCACCAACGAAGAGACCAUCAACGAAGAGACCGACCGCGAAGAAACCAUCAACGAAGAGACUGACCGCGAAGAAACCAUCAACGAAGAGACCGACCGCGAAGAGACCACCAACGAAGAGACCACAAACGAAGAGACUACCGAAGAGACCGACAUUCAAAUAGUCCUCCAAGAUCCAGAUUCAAAAUUGAUUUAUGAGUCCUUUCGUCAUGAUCUUGAAAAAAGUGCGACAGAAUUCAUAGCUACCUAUGGCGCGAACCCUGAUCACUUCUGGAAUAAACUGCCCUUGCUCAGUGAUGGACAUAUCGUCAGCCAGUUAUUGAAAGUGCUUGGCCACCAUUCGGAGAUGAAUGACUUGACUCAGAGGCUGCUUGAGAUUAAGUUAUACGAACAAGUUCAAUUGCUCGAGAAUGCAUUUGUAGAGUCAAAUAGCACUCUGCGAAAAGGUGAGACAACUAGAAGCGUGGCUCUCCAACGUGUGCUAGGUCACAAAGCUUCUCGGGCGGAAGACUUCAAAGUCGAUCGCGGGAAGAAGCUGUCGCAUUUUGAGCUUGUCGAUUUAUUCCGUAUUUCAAAGCCUCAUUGGAGAAAAUGGCGUAAGAUCAGUAUGUCUAAGGUGCAUAUGAUACGUAAAAAUCUAAAGCCAGUUCAAGAAGAAUGGGCCAAAGACCUUAAUGAUGUUCUGUCCAAAAUCUACAAGCAGAUACCUUCACGGACUCCGUUCAUCCCCGAAAUGGGAGAGGGAGAAGCACGAACUCCAGAUUCUGAAGCAGAAAAUUCUAAUCUGCCCAUAUUGAGUUUCUCAGCAUCAGCCGACCAAGUUGACAGCCAGGCAGAUAGUCUCGAGAGCAGGAAACGUGGAACAAUACAAAAGGAACAAAAUUCGAGUUCCGCAGAAGCGAUUAUUUCCAAUAAGCGAUCAGCGUGCGACCUCUACCCGCUAGCUACAAAAAGACAAUGUGUUCGCCAGGUAGCGCUUCCUUCGCAAGGCCACACAGCGGAAUCAGGCUUUCCGAACAACCGGACAGUGCAACCUAGCAACGACAAUUCCGCGCGCCCUGGUAUGCUAGAUGUUAGCCCUUUACGUGACUUUGGCACUCAAUCGAACCCAGUAAUAGAAUAUCAGACCCUUGGAUGCCCACUGUCUGAUAAUUCUGAUGCUAUCAAUCUCAGUUCAGGAAAUCAACCACGAAACUCAUUUAGCCAAGCAUCAACUGGAACUUUGCUACUGCAUGAUGGAACAACUAUGUCUCAAAAACAGACUCAAUUGUUCGAAGCCCGAACUAGGUCCCGUCAAUCCAGUCUUGCACCAGUAGUCGGCAAUUCCAUCUAUCCAGAUGGUUACAGCACUGACGCCGACCCAAUAGACGCGAUAAAUGCUUCUGCCGAACCUCGAGUUUCCUGGCCUACGGGCAUGGACAGUUACGACCCUGAUGCCGACCCAAUAGACGCGAUAAAUGCUUCUGCCGAACCUCGAGUUUCCUGGCCUACGGGCAUGGACAGUUACGACCCUGAUGCCGACCCAAUAGACGCGAUAAUUGCUUCUGCCGAACCUCGAAUUUCCUGGCCUUCGAUAGACGAUAUAGUUUCAGUCGAACAUGGAGCAUAUCAAUGGUCUCCGCCAAAUAUCCCGAACAAUGUCUUAGGUCAACACUCUGUUACAGCGACAUAG